AGACCUUUGUCUGGCACCAUGUCCUACAACUGCUACACAAGCAACUGUUCUUCCAGGCCAACUGGAGGACGCUGCACGGUCCCAAUUGCCCAAGUUACUGUUCCUACGACCAGAGAUGCUGACUGCCUGAGUGGUGUCUAUUUGCCCAGUUCCUUCCAAACUGGGUCUUGGCUCCUGGACCACUGUCAAGAGACCUGCUGUGAGCCCACUGUUUGCCAACCAACUUGUUACCAGCGAACUUCUUGUGUCUCCAGCCCUAGCCAGGUGACUUGCUCUCGUCAAACGACCUGUGUCUCUAAUCCCUGCUCGACUCCCUGCAGCCGGCCACUCACUUUUGUCUCCAGUGGUUGUAAGCCCCUGGGAGGCAUCUCUGGUGUCUGCCAACCUGUGGGUGGCAUCUCUACUAUGUGCCAACCAGUGGGAGGAGUCUCUACUGUGUGCCAACCAGCCUGCGGGGCAUCCAGGGUGUACCAGAGCUCCUGCGUGUCCACCUGCCGAAGAACUUGCUAAAUGUGUAGGAGCCAUGAGGGAAUCAAGACUCCAUGACCUGUCGGAUGUGUUUCCAGGAUCUUCCAGCAUGC
Messenger RNA from Orycteropus afer afer, 581 nucleotides. Its product is annotated as keratin-associated protein 11-1. NCBI's taxonomy places the organism in Eukaryota, Metazoa, Chordata, Mammalia, Tubulidentata, Orycteropodidae. The record is from RefSeq and is a predicted model, not a curated record. Gene Ontology annotation, cellular component: keratin filament. Gene Ontology annotation, molecular function: structural molecule activity.